Messenger RNA from Perca fluviatilis (European perch), 4798 nucleotides. RefSeq names its product huntingtin interacting protein 1 related b (gene hip1rb). Gene Ontology annotation, cellular component: actin cortical patch; clathrin-coated vesicle. The transcript is spliced from 32 exons. Gene Ontology annotation, biological process: clathrin coat assembly; endocytosis; actin filament organization. Gene Ontology annotation, molecular function: actin filament binding; clathrin-cargo adaptor activity; phosphatidylinositol-3,5-bisphosphate binding. NCBI's taxonomy places the organism in Eukaryota, Metazoa, Chordata, Actinopteri, Perciformes, Percidae. The coding region runs from base 192 to 3404 and encodes 1070 amino acids. The record is from RefSeq and is a predicted model, not a curated record.
AGCCGCGAUGCAUCCUCAGCAAUGAAGCCGCAGCUUGGAGAUGUCCGUCGCGCACACACACAGAGAGACUGGAGUCUAGGUAGAAGAAGAAACCUCUGAUAUUUCCUCUCGUCUGGACGUUUUUUGUUGUUGUUGCGUCUCCUUAAAUAAAAUAGUGUUCUUGCUAAAAGCGUCAUUGUCAAAACUAGAGGAUGAACAGCAUCAGACGUGUGCCCACACGGGUGAAAUCCAGGCGGACGGAUCUCGGAGCGGAGAGGGAACAUUUUGACAAGCAGCAGCUGAACAGCAUCAGCAAGGCCAUCACCUCUGCUGAGACGCCUGUGAAGGAGAAACAUGUACGACGAAUCAUCCUGGGGACUCACAGGGAGAAGGGAGCAUACACUUUUUGGUCCUACGCUCUGGGCUUCCCUCUGGCUAGCAGCUCCAUCCUCAGCUGGAAGUUCUGUCACGUACUGCACAAAGUCCUGCGGGACGGACACCGCAAUGUUCUACAAGACUGCAUGAGGCAUCACAGUUCUCUAGUUGAAAUUGGGAAACUAUGGAGCAACCUCCAUGACAAAUACGGACAGCUGGUGGCUCUGUAUACCAAGCUGCUCUGCACAAAAAUGGAGUUUCAUGUGAAGCAUUCAGAAAUCCCACCGAACCUGGAGGCCACAGAUGAAGUCCUGGAGCGCACUGCAGGAACAGACAUUAAUAAUGUGUUCCAGCUCACAGUUGAGGUGUUUGAUUACUUGGACGCAGAGCUGAGGCUGGCAGAGACAGUGAUCCGACAGCUCAACACAUCCAUCGCCAUCUCCACUCUCACAUCAGGCCAGUGUCGGCUGGCCCCACUCAUCCAAGUCAUCCAGGACUGUAGUCACCUCUACCACUUCACCGUCAAGCUGUUAUUCAAGCUGCAUGCCUGUCUCCCCGCUGACACUUUACAAGGUCACCGUGAUCGUUUUCAUGACCAGUUCCACAGUCUUAAGACCUUCUUCAAUAAAGCCAGAGACAUGCUGUACUUCAAGAGACUGAUCCAGAUUCCCAAGCUGCCUGAUUCCCCACCAAACUUCCUGCAUGCAGCCUCACUGGCCAAGCACGUGAAGCCAGUGGUGGUCAUCCCUGAUGAGUACGAACCAGAGCAACAAGAAGAAGAAGACGACGAUGACGAUCCAGAGCCGCUCAUCGAGAUCAGCGAAGCCUCAACGGCCAGCAUACAGGCACAGCCACAGCAACUGGACAUAUUUGAUCAGACGUUUGGACCUCCAAAUGGAGGCAUUAAUGACAGAGAUCUCCAGAUUGAGAGCCUGAAGCUGGACCUGGAGUCGUUGAGAGCAGAACUGGGGAGAGUCAAAGCAGAGGCUCAGCGUUACAUCACACAGCUGAAGUCCCAAAUCAACAGUUUAGAGGCAGAACUAGAAGAACAGCGUGCACAGAAACAACAUGCUCUUGUGGAAAAUGAACAACUGCGCAUGGAGCUGGAGGCUACGCGUCGCCGAAACGCAGAACAUGAGAGCUCACAGGCCUUCUUCAUUGAAGCAGAAAAAAGAGCGCAGGCCACUGAGCAGCGGUACAAUAAGAUGAAGGAGAAGCACACAGAGCUGGUGGCCAGCCAUGCUGAACUACUUCGGAAGAGUGCAGACACUGUAAAGAUGUUAUCAGCAACCCAGCAGACCCAGGAAGAAGUGGAGAGGACCAAACAGCAGCUGUCGUUUGAGGUUGAUCGAAUAAAACAGGAAGCUGACAUAAAGCUGGAAGAGCAGAAGUUUGAAAUGGAGAAGCUGAAGAGACAGCUGGAGGAGAAGAUGGCAGAAAUGAUGCGCAUCAAGGGGACUCUGCAGAGCAGCGAGAAGACGACGGAGCAAAUGAACAGCUCAGUGACGGCUCUGCAGGCGGAGAAGGAGCGUCUGAUGCGAUCUGUGAGUGAAAAGGAGGCGGAGCUGUCGUCUCUGCGGCAGGCUGCGCAAGUGCAGCAGUCGUCACUUCAGCAGGAGCGAGAGAGGAACAGCAGGGAGCUGGGAGAGCUGCAGGGAAAACUGCAGGAGAAGUCAAGUCAGGAGGAGCAGCUGAAGCAGAAGCUUCUGGAGGAGCAGUUUGCUCUGCUGCAGGGCACUGUCACAGAGGCUGAGAACAUCAUCCAAGAUGCUGUUGCUAAACUGGAUGAUCCCCUUCAUAUACGCUGCACCAGCUCUCCAGAUUACCUCGUAAGUCGGGCGGAGGCCACAUUGGGCUCCGUAGACAAAAUGAAAAAGGGCCAUGCAGAUUAUCUGAGUAACAUGAGGGAUGCUGGAGGGCUGCUGAGGGCUCUGACCCAGUUCUCCCACUUGGCUGCGGAUACAAUCAUCAAUGGCAGCGCCACUGCACACAUGGCACCUACUGACCAUGCAGACCGACUGACAGAGAACUGCAGAGGCUGUGCCACUCAGAGUCUGCAGUUCUUCCGGGACUUGAAGUCCAAGACCACCCUCCCGAGGGCGGACCCGGCCUCCAUCCGCGUAAUUGUUCAAAAGAUCCUGCACUUGGGCCAGGAGCUGCGGCCAAAAAGCAUGGACAUUCGUCAGGAUGAGCUAGGAGAUCUGGUCGAAAAGGAAAUGGCUGCAACAUCAGCAGCUAUUGAGGAGGCAGUCCGCAGGAUUGAUGAAAUGAUGAAUCAGGCACGAAAGGACACAUCAGGAAUUAAACUGGAGGUCAAUGAAAGAAUCCUCAACAGCUGCACAGACCUGAUGAAGGCCAUCCGCAUGCUUAUCAUAGCAUCUACAGACUUGCAGAAGGAGAUCGUCGAGAGUGGGAAAGGCGCCGCCACCAUUCAGGAGUUCUACGUCAGAAACUCUCGCUGGACUGAGGGACUCAUCUCUGCUGCCAAGGCUGUGGGAUGGGGAGCCACCGAGAUGGUGGAGUCUGCUGAUAAAGUGGUGCUGCACACAGGCAAAUACGAAGAGUUGAUUGUCUGCUCCCACGAGAUUGCUGCUAGCACAGCACAGCUGGUUGCUGCCUCAAAGGUUAAGGCAGACCGCAACAGUAAGAAGCUGUCAGUUCUCCAGCAGGCUUCUCGCCAUGUGAAUGAAAUGGCAGCUAAUGUGGUUGGCUCAACAAGGACGGGCCAGGAGCACCUGGAGGAAAAAGAAACCAUGGACUUCUCUGGGAUGUCCGUCAUCAAGUUGAGAAAAGAAGAAAUGGAGUCACAGGUGAAGCUGCUGGAAUUAGAAAGUCAGUUGGAGAACGAGCGUCUGCGUUUGGGCGAGCUGAGGAAGAAGCACUACGAGUUGGCGGGAGUUCCUUUAGAGCAGGUUUCUGAGGGGAACGGUGAAACCUCCUUGCUGGCCAAUCCUGUCGCCAUGUCACCAAAACCCAGCAAGCCUGCUCUCUUGAAGAAACCUGCGUUGGCCCAGAAACCCAACGUAUACUCCAAAACCACGUUUAAGUAAUGCCUGAGCAGAAGAGGAAAAUUCUCCACUAAUGGAUGGUUGGAUUGACCAGAGAAAGAUCCUCUUGUUGUUUCCUUUAAGUUGCAUGCUGACAAUCCUCUGCCUCAUCCUGCAUCUCAUUGUUUUCCUUUUUUUCUUUUUGCCAAAAAUCAACCAGAAGCCUGAUUUUUGACCCUUGAUGCCUGUAAGGGAUAUGCUGUCUUUGCCCUUAGUUCCUUUUUUUAAAGAUAUAAAUGCAUGCAAUCCAUGCAGAAACCUUUUUAUUUUAGUAUUUGGCAUCAAGAACAAAAAGGUUAAUAUUGUGUUUUUAGGCUGCGUGAAAAUGUUUUUUUCAGCAUCAGAAUUUUCUUUUUAGAUGGUUAAGUACUACUGCUGCUUUUAGAAUACAAACCAUGAUAACCAUAAAUCGACAGCAUAUCUUGUAUUGUAUGUUAAUAGUUAAUUUUCAUCAUGCUUUGGAAAACCUUUUUGCACACUAUUUUGGACGUUCCUUACAGAGCACAUCACAUUUUUCUUGCUGUGCACUACUACAUGUUAUUUAUGUUGUGGUGGGCAGUAAAGGAAACUGGGGAAUCACAUUGUGUGUAUCCAUGUUGCUGCAAAAGUUUUACAUAAAUCCUACAAGGCUUUACCUUUAUAAAGUUCAAAGAGUUUAUUGUCGUAUGCACAGACAGAAAGCAUGUUUCCCUGCACAAUGAAAUUCUUACUUUGCCGUCCACACUAAAUGUCAUACAAUAUCAUUCAAAAAAUAACAAAUAAUAAUAAAGGAGCAUGGACGGUGUUCCUCUUAUGUGCAAAACAGCUUUCUGUCUCAACAGUACAAGAUUGUCUGUCUGUCUGUCUGUCUGUCUGUCUGUCUGUCUGUCUGUCUGUCUGUCUGUCUGUCUGUCUGUCUGUCUGUCUGUCUGUCUGUCUGUCUCAGAGGCCUUGGAAUGUACUGUACUAAUGCAUUGGGUCAUACCUGUAAAUACAAACAGUCUAGGAGUGUGCCACUCGCACCAAGUAUAAUUCAUAUCUACACUCAUCUCUUGAAUGUCCCUUUAUUAGAGGACAACCAGGAUAUUAUGGUAAAGCAUAUAUAUCUAUAGACUUAAUGCUUGCACACAAAUAUCGGAUGUAGGUGUCUUUAAUUGUCAAAUGCUUCUUUUUGACUGAAGGAAGAUUUAGGGGUAAGUUAAUGUACAAUAGGAAGGUGUUCAAGUUAUCUUUGCCUAUGGCAGCUUUUCAUACAGGGUCUUAAAAUGCAUCUUUUUAUGUUCUGUCCUUUCCUCUGUACGAAAUGUCUUUAUACACUCAGAUCUAUUAAUAUAUUUUAGUUAAGAUAAUAGUUGUUUCUCCUUGUAAGAAGUGUAAAUGUCAAACACAUGAACAAUAAAAGGUUUGAUUUAAUGUCC